Molecule: messenger RNA, 3077 nt
Organism: Rhipicephalus microplus (southern cattle tick)
Lineage: Eukaryota; Metazoa; Arthropoda; Arachnida; Ixodida; Ixodidae
Biological process (GO): regulation of cell growth
Cellular component (GO): extracellular region
Molecular function (GO): peptidase inhibitor activity
Source: RefSeq, a predicted model, not a curated record
GAAAAAGGCGAGCGCACGCAACGACGCGCGAGCAUGGCUCGACGGAGUAGCCGAGCGCUCUUGGUCGCCGUGGUCUCUUUCGUCGUCUGCUAUCGGCGCCAUCCGUCAAACGCCGCGGCUACCCCGGAUAAGGAUCUUCGGCCGCUGACGCAGUCCGAGCUGUCCAAGCUGCUGGCCGACCUGCUGGCCCUGAACCCGGACACGGCCGACUGUCCGGCGCCUCGGGUUCCCGUGCCUCGCACCCGGUGCCGCGCCCAGCCCUGUUCGAGCGACGACGACUGCCGCUGGAACAGCCACCGCUGCUGCUUCAACGGGUGCGUGUUCACCUGCCUGCCGAAGCUGGCGCCGCCACCAGUUAUUGACUGGACGAAAGAAGCUCGCCCGAGCAACACAAGCAAGGCGCUGAAGCACUUCACCGGCAUUGCAUGCAGCACGGCGCCAGUGUACGCGCCCGCAGCGCCGCUGCAGUGCCCCGAGGGCAUGGUGUGCGUCACCAAGGAUGUCGGAGACCCGCUCACCGGACAGCCCAGCAUGGGCGAGUGCAUCGUCGACCCGCACGCCAUGACCACACUAUCUUCUGGUGAUGGCAGCCAAUCACAACUGGAGAGCUUGGGCAGUGAAACAGUAUUCCUUCCUGGUGGAUGCAUCCUAACCAAGGAGCAGUACAAGAGCAUGGAAGAGUUCAAGCAGAAGCCGUACAUCACUGGAUGUACGUGCAAGCAAGGCUCCGUGGAAUGCAAGAUCUCAACAGAAAAGAGCUUUGAACGCAAACGACCAAAGAAGCGGUGAUGAUCAGCGGUGUUCCCAAGCACAUCGUCUAGGAAUCCAUCAUCUGUAUAUAGUGUACAUAGCGUGUAGAAAGGAGCUUGGCGACGUGUUGAGAUUGGUGACACUGCCUUGACAACAGCUCGGAGAGCAGCGUCAACCUGCACGAGAGGCCAGGCAUGACGAUUCGUGACAUCGGUGUUGAGAAGCCUGUAUGAGUGUGUGUCGAGGCUGGAACAAUGCCCUGAUUCUUUUAGUUUAAUUGUAUGUGGUAAUGCGUUCUCGUUAGUGUUGGCACUUGGUCCGCUCUGUGCCGAAUAUAAUGGUGGUACAACAUGACUUACGGCCUCCAGAAAAAAAGUGAUCAGAGUUCCAGUGGAAUGGAAAGAGAACCUAGUGAAAGAUUUUUUCAAAUGCUGGCGCAUGGGGCUUUGCAGAGUGAUGAGAUGAAGAUAAUACACAGCGAGAAUCGUAAAGUGCACAGUGCCAGACAAGAAACGAAUUUUAAUCUCGUUCCUUCCAGGAGAGAUAAAAAGGUGAAUAAAAAUUAAACAGUAAAGAAAACAAAAUUAUCAAAAGAAGGAAGCAGAGCGUCAGUGGUGAGCUUCUGGUGCACUACCUCCUUUCCUGGGUGUGACAAGGCAACGAGUGGUAACUGAUUUCGUUUGAUCUUCUGUUCAUCGCUGUUUGUCUCCCAAUCCAUUUUAUUCUACAGAUGACAUUGCUUUUGAGUCAGGGGCACUGCCAUUUUGGGCUUUUAGUACAUGAUUUAUUUCGCACAGUUCCUGACGUCAAACGAACGAGGUCACAAAAUGCCACACACGUUUGUACGGCCCUUUUCGUGCAUCUGAGCUCGCUAUAGUACCAUUCAUCAAGUUGGUACGGAUAAAAUACGGCAACAUUCACAGCCCAAGAUGGCAAUGCUCGAACACAUUUAUAACAGUUUUACAUCAAUCUUAUUACCAUUUCCUUAUCGUGUGUUAAUGCUAAUGUUAAUUGAAGCUAUGUUUCACUGUAGUGUUUGGUUUCCGGAUACACUUGCACUUCAAGUGUGUCUUAACAGACCACAAAGAACUAUGUCAGGAAAGAUUAAAUGCUUAGAAACUAGGUACGAAGCUGCUAUACAUGUACUACUAUGUGUGGGUUAAUUUUUCAACCACGUACCCGUGUGCAGGGAACAGAAUCACUGCAUCAUUUCAGCCCAAAAAAAUUGAAAAGGCAGGCACUCAAUGUGCUAGCCUUGGCGUAAGUCUGACACGAGAAAAAAAAAUGUUUCCGUGGUUUUCACGUCAGCGAAUCAAGGUGUGGUUGGUUGUGAUGGAUGGGAAAAACAACAGGGGCAAUGCAUCUUUUUCUUUUUCUAUGCUUUAUGAUAACAAAGUGCCUUGUGUGGUGGUUGUGAUCAAUGUUGUACUUUGUAAAAAUACAACCAUUCAUCCGUGAAAUUAGCCAUAUUUUGUAGAAGUGUUGUCGAAAUUAGAUGAAAUUUAACCUUCUCACGCGAUUAGCUUCUGAGCCAACUUUUAUAGAAUAUGCAGCAAUUUGUGUUUUAAGGCGUUACGAGUGAGCCUGACACCGUCAAGCUCAUUUAGUAUAUCAAGGUACACGUACUCAAGCAUUUGGUUGGAUCACUACCAAUGGUGGAAAACAGAGCAGCCCUCAUACGGAAUUAAUGUGAGAGUCACUAAGAAAUUCGUACCAUCUCUCAUUAAUGUAUAAGUUCGAGUUAAGCCAGAAGAGCUUACGUGUUGUGUUCCACUAAUCCUCCCAUUCAAGGAAUAGCUGAGUGAAAUCGUGCUGGAGUCACACGAGUAGCUAUGAGAGCAUUUCGCUAAGGUGCGCAGUAGCCAGCUGUCACACUGACUCGGCCGCAGAGAAGUGUAGGUUUUGCUGGAAAGUAUGUAAUUACUGCAACAAAGUAGUGUGUACUAGCAUAUAUAUAUUUUAACUGCUCUAUACGAGAUCACAGCUCUGGCUGCCAUUACCUCUAAAACACAAGAAUCGAUUCAGACCAAGAUAAUCGAUAUACAAUCAUAGUACUAAUGUAAUGCUGACAAAAUACUCCACUUCUCGGACAUCUGUCGAUCAAGUUCUCCAAACGAGGAAAAAAAAAAAAAGCCAAACCGCACCCGUGCACUGUCCUGCAGAACAUAACUAGUUUCAGAGAAAAAAAAAAUAAGCUCCACAACAACUUUCUGUGCAAUUGUGAUGCUGUAUAGAAAGCGUGUGUGAUUUGUUUACGAUUGUGCGUGUGUUGUCAAGUUUUCAGUCCAAUAAAAGUGAGAUGUGAAUAAAUGAGUUUGUAAAAAAAA